This is a messenger RNA of Exophiala spinifera, 1140 nucleotides long. RefSeq lists its product as uncharacterized. The transcript has 2 exons. The record is from RefSeq and is a predicted model, not a curated record. NCBI's taxonomy places the organism in Eukaryota, Fungi, Ascomycota, Eurotiomycetes, Chaetothyriales, Herpotrichiellaceae. Bases 1 to 1140 code for a protein of 379 amino acids.
AUGCGUAACAAUAUUAUAUCAUAUCCCGCGCAAAACUUCCAUUCUUAUAUCAAUGUCAUUCCUGCGUCCCUAAGCGACAGGCACGAUACCAAUACUUGUCAUACUUCAUUGGUAAUGGCUACUUUCAGCGACAAGAGACAGUUUCUAGGGGGACAACUUUUUGGAUCGACAUAUAUCCCCAGAGGCGCAGACUUCUCUGGCAAGACUGUCGUAAUAACAGGCGCCAACGCAGGAAUUGGAUUCGAAUGUGCGAAGCACCUAGCUCGUCUUAAUGUCGCUACACUUAUCCUCGGAUGUCGCAGCCUCCAGAAAGGCAACAUGGCCAAAGAUCUCAUUGCCCGUUCUGUUGUGGAUCGUAAGACAACGGCAAUCGAGGUUUGGGAGCUUGACCUCGCCGACUAUCGAUCGGUACUCUCAUUCGCUGAGCGCGUCCGGACGACGCUUCCGCGCCUCGACGCACUGAUUGCCAACGCCGGAGUGAGGCUGAUGGAGUUCACGCUGGCCCAGGGUAUCGAGACGACAAUCACCGUGAACGUGGUUUCGAACAUGCUGCUCAACCUCGGAGUACUCCCUAAGCUCCGCGAAACGUCGGCAAAACAUGGCGUUACCACCACACUCACGAUCGUUGGCUCCAUGAUGCACAUCUUCGGCCCACCAGAGAGCAUGGCGCCUCCGCCGCCAGAGGGCAAGGGAAUCGACACGUUUGACUUGUUGAGUGAUCCUGCAACUGCGGACAUGGGUCCACGGUACUCGCUCAGCAAGACUUUGAUCCACGCAGUGUCGUUGCACCUGGCGACGGCGGCACCGAGGCCAGCAAAGCACGAGCAAGUCGUUGUCAACUGGGUAAACCCGGGGUGGUGUGCGAGUGAGCUGGACCGUCACAAGCAGGCGCCACCUCUGAUACAACGUGUAAUGUUUGCUGUAAUGGGGAGGACGGCGGAGCAGGGCAGCCGAACGCUAGUACAUGCGGUGCUUGCUGGGAAGCAGACGCACGGCUGCUAUCUGUCAGAAUGCCGACCGAAGCCUGAGUCUGAGUUCUUGCGCAGUGAAAAAGGCGUCGAGGUGCGAAAAAGACUCUGGCGAGAGUUGAUGGUGAGAAUCAAGAGAAUAUCACCCGAAACAGCAGGUUUCGUUGAGUGA